Racocetra fulgida is the source of this 1057-nucleotide messenger RNA. NCBI's taxonomy places the organism in Eukaryota, Fungi, Glomeromycota, Glomeromycetes, Diversisporales, Gigasporaceae. The record is from the annotation of a GenBank genome assembly.
AUGACAUUAUCGCUCUCAUGGGGUCGUAUAGUAAAUUCCACUUUAUAUCCAGUCAAUUUUGCUAAUUCUUACCUCGACCUAUCGUCAAUAUAUGGCGUUGAUAAUGCUACAGCGCGAAAACUUCGAACUUUUAAAGAUGGCAAAUUAAUUACUGGAGAUUUCAUAGGAAAUGGUGGUGCUUAUAACACUGCACUAAAUAACGUAUCUAUAAAAAAUUUUGCACCAGCUUCUGGCAAAGUAGGUCUUUCUCCUCAUCUUUUGCCGCCAGAAAUUAAAGUAGAUGAUGGGCUUGUUAGUGGCGACUUGCGUUGUUCAGAAAAUAUUCAAUUACCUGAAUUGACAGACGAUGAGACUAUUUUUCAAUAUGCUAGAAAAAUAGUAAUUGGAGAAUAUCAACAUAUAAUUUUUGAAGAAUAUUUACCCUCAGCGCUUGGUGUUGAAAUGCCACCGUAUUCGGCUUCAGGAACAAAUGGAAAUGGUGUUGAUAAUAUAAUCGUUAGCAUGUUGAGAGCAACAUCUGCGGAGUUCGAUUUAGAAUUUUCAAGUACAUUACGAAACAUGCCUGGUGUUAUUGAUCUGGCAGCCGUAGACAUUGCUCGAGGUAUGUAUAAUCUUAUUUCAUAUCAUAUUAAUAGUACUGCACUUAAAUUAUUUCUCUCCACAUCAAAAGGUCGUUUACUCGGUCUUCCGGAUUAUGACACAUUCCGUGCUGUAUAUCAUCCCGCGGGAAGCGUUUACAGCAAUCCAAAUUGUACUCGAUCAGACGCGCAAGAUUCUGUGAACUGCUUUAAUAUCAUUACUAAUAACAUAACAAUUGCGACAAAAUUACAAAAAAUUUAUGGUAAAGUCAAUCGGGUAGAUGCAUUCAUUGGAACUUUUGCUGAGAGUAAAAAUGAAAACGCUCCUUUACCACCAACAAUUACCGCAAUGAUAAGAGAAGAAUUUCUUCAAAAAAGAAGCUCUGAUAGAUUUUGGUAUGAAGGAUCAAAAUAUACAACUGAUGAAAUUGAAUUGAUUAAACAAGCUACCAUGAGAGAUAUUAUCAUGAGGAAUACAG